Messenger RNA from Pogona vitticeps (central bearded dragon), 1758 nucleotides. Lineage: Eukaryota; Metazoa; Chordata; Lepidosauria; Squamata; Agamidae. The record is from RefSeq and is a predicted model, not a curated record.
UAUUUCCUGACAGGGUUCUUUCCCCCAUCAUCAAAGGGGGGACAGCAGGCCUUGGCCCUUUCCUGUGGGUUGGUCCCCAAGAAUGGAUGAAAUGAAACAAAACGUGUGGUUUUGCUAUUUAUAGGCCAUGGCAUCUGUGGAGACUGUGUGGCCCUCAGCUGGUAUACUGGGAGGGUUCAACCACUACCAGGACAUCCAGUCUGAAAUCCUUCAGUGGUGGAAAACCGAGGAUUCCCCAGAUCCUUUCUCUCCUGAGAUCUUGGAUGCGGCUCAACCUGAGGAGAUCCAGCAAAUCAAGCAAGAGUGUGAUGAAUCAUGUUGGGAUAUUGAUUUUCUCCUGAAGAAUUUCUCUGUCCCAGAACCAAAUGCAAAUAGUGCUCCUCAGUUAGGCCAAGAGGAACAGCCUUCAGUGUCUGCUGUCUGUCAGAAAGUAGCCAUGGUGGAGGAAAACAGGGAGAGGCUUCCGGAAAACAACAGGGUUCAACAGGGACCCUCAGACCUGGAUGCCAAAUUCCAACUAGGAGAGGAGUCUAUGGAUUGUGUUCCUGGUGCCCUGCAGAGCUAUGCCCAGGAGGUGACAAAUCCAAAUAAUAGUCUGUUAUUCUCCACCAACCAAAUUUUUGCCCAGACAGACUUUGAAACUCCUGUUUCUGAGAGUCAGCAUCGUGGGGAAGCCAAACACAGAGCCCAUGGACAGUAUUAUCAGAUGACCUAUGAAGCUUAUGUCCACCCAGCCCCUCCUUUGCUGGGCAAACAUGCUUCUUAUAGUCAGUCCCCAGCGGUGCCCUCUCAACCACAGCACUGCAGCCUUUCGAACGGCUACCACCCUUUCUACUACAGCCAGUGCCAAGCCCGGGUCCAGCUGUACCAGACAGAUCCUGCUCUGACCAGGUUGCCCCUUUUGGGUUUCUUGACACCUCCUCUGCCUACUAGGGAAGGCACAACGAAGCCUAAGAAGGAAGCCAAGCCUUGGCCACACAAGCGGCCUGCUAGUCACAUCUGCAGUCAUCCUAGCUGUGGCAAGACCUACACCAAGAGUUCCCAUCUGAAGGCCCACCUCCGCACUCACACAGGUGAGAAACCCUACCACUGCAACUGGGAAGGAUGUGGCUGGAAAUUUGCCCGCUCAGAUGAGCUGACUCGCCAUUAUCGCAAACACACUGGCCAUCGCCCCUUCAAGUGUCAGGUCUGCCAACGUGCUUUCUCCCGCUCGGACCACCUUUCCCUGCACUUGAAGAGACAUUCGUAACCAACCCAGAAGCAACAGUGGAUAUUCUGAACCAAGAGGGACUCUUGGAGAGAAGGAGAGUGGUUGUGGGAUGAUGUCUAUAUGUUGCUUGCAGGCAUCCAUUGCCCAGGAAUAAGGCAGAGCUUCCUUCUCAUAGGUUGCUAUUAAACGUGAGGGUCCCCAAAUGAAAUGUCCUAGAAUCCCAAAUUUAUAUGUUCUUUUCUCUUCCAUACACCACCUUGGGAAAAACAAAACUGAAGAGAAUUUUGACCACCAGGAAAAAUGCUUGUGUGAUCAGAAAUUGCCUGGAUGUGUCUGCCAUCUUAUCUUCUGCUUGUUUCCAUGGUCUUGCUUACAAUUGACUUGUAAGAAACCGGAAAUGCCUUACUAUUAUUUAUUUUACUGGCUCAGUCAAGCCUACCACAUUGCUCAGAUCUUCUACAGUAUUUAAGUAGGCAUGACCUGUUUGGUUUAGGGUUAGUGCCUCAAGGAGGUGGAAUGAGACAAACCACUAUUAAUCCGGAGACAUU